This is a messenger RNA of Bufo gargarizans (Asiatic toad), 786 nucleotides long. RefSeq names its product tetraspanin-11-like. The transcript is spliced from 7 exons. Gene Ontology annotation, cellular component: membrane. Lineage: Eukaryota; Metazoa; Chordata; Amphibia; Anura; Bufonidae. The record is from RefSeq and is a predicted model, not a curated record. The coding region runs from base 1 to 786 and encodes 261 amino acids.
AUGGGGCACGAUCUGGAUGAGGAGAAGGAUGACAGGGGCACAGUCUGUGUCAAAUAUCUGUUGUUUCUAUUCAAUUUCUUCUUUUGGAUUGGUGGAGCUGCAGUCAUUGCAAUGGGUUUAUGGACCUUAAUGGAGAAAAGCAGUUACAUUGCUUUCCUAGCAUACAGUACUCUAUCGGUAUCAGCAUACAUUCUGCUAUUUGCUGGCGGUGUAGUCAUGAUCACUGGUUUUCUCGGCUGCUGUUCUUUGAUUCGAGAACAUAAAACCUGCCUUACAAUAUAUUUGGCUAUUCUUAUCUCAGUUUAUGCGGCAGAACUUGGAGCUGGUGUGCUCUCUUAUAUGUACUAUGAAACAAUAAGUGAAGAACUUAAAGAAAAUCUUAAUGAAACCAUGGUACAUAACUACGGACAACCGGGGAUGAAAGACAUCACUUACGCCAUUGAUCACCUACAGCAGGAUUUUAAGUGUUGCGGCAGCACAAGUUAUGAAGACUGGAGUUACAGUUUAUAUAUUAAUACAGCAGCGAAUAGUGGUCGUAGAAAAGUGCCUGACAGCUGCUGCAAAACUAUGACUUUAUCCUGUGGGGAACGGGACCACCCCUCAAAUAUAUAUAAAGUAGAGGGAGGAUGUAUUACUAUAUUGGAGGAAUUUAUACAGGAGCACCUUCUACUCAUUGGUGCGGUUUCUAUAGGGAUUGCCUGCUUUCAACUGACCGGAGUGAUGCUGAGCGCCUGCUUCCUGCAUAUCCUCUAUAAGGAAGAAAGAGAGGCCUACAAUGCUAUAUAA